CCUAAGCUCCAGCCAAACAAACACCAGUACAGCAACAGCACCAGCAGCAGCUCCAGCAGCAGCCCCAGCACCAGCAUCAGCACCAGCACUAGCAUCAGCACCAGAACCAGCACAAGAACCGGCAUGGGCACCAGCCCAAGCUCCAGCGCCAGCAUGAGUAUCAUUAUCAACACCAGCACCAGCACCAGCAAAAGCACCAGUAUCAGCACCAGCAACAGCACCAGCACAAGCACCAGUAUCAGCAACAGCACCAGCAGCAGCUCCAGCAGCAGCCCCAGCACCAGCAUCAGCACCAGCACCAGCAUCAGCACCAGAACCAGCACAAGAACUGGUACAGGCACCAGCCCAAGCUCCAGCACCAGCAUCAGUAUCAUUAUCAACACCAGCACCAGCAGCAGCAGCAGCAUCAGUAUCAGCAUCAGCACCAGCACCAGCACCAGCACCAGCACGAGCUCCAGCACCAGCUCCGGCUCCAGCUCCAGCACUAGUAAAGGCACCAGUAAAGCACCAGCACCAGUAAAAGCACCAGCACCAGCACAAGCACCGGUUCCAGCACAAGCCUUGGCACCAGAACCAGCACCAGCACAACCAGAAGCACCACCACCACCACCAGCAGCAGCCUAAACAACAGGUCAAGCAGAAGCAACAGGACCAGCACCAACACAAGCAGCAUCACAAGCAAUUGGACCAGCACAAGAGCCUGCACCAGCACCAACACCAGCACCAGCAUAAGCACAGAAAACAGCACCAGC
Messenger RNA from Rhopilema esculentum, 752 nucleotides. The record is from RefSeq and is a predicted model, not a curated record. Lineage: Eukaryota; Metazoa; Cnidaria; Scyphozoa; Rhizostomeae; Rhizostomatidae.